Cynara cardunculus var. scolymus (artichoke) is the source of this 2144-nucleotide messenger RNA. RefSeq names its product leucine-rich repeat receptor-like protein kinase PXC1. Gene Ontology annotation, biological process: protein phosphorylation. The transcript is spliced from 2 exons. Bases 1 to 1989 code for a protein of 662 amino acids. Gene Ontology annotation, molecular function: protein binding; ATP binding; protein kinase activity. Lineage: Eukaryota; Viridiplantae; Streptophyta; Magnoliopsida; Asterales; Asteraceae. The record is from RefSeq and is a predicted model, not a curated record.
AUGGAGAUUUUCCGGUUUCUUCUUCUUCUUCUGCUCCUCCCACUUUCUCUCUCCACCGCUGCCGACGUCGACAGUGACACCGCCGCAUUAUCUCUUUUCCGAUCACAAACCGACACCCAUGGCAUCCUCCUUUCCAACUGGACUCUCUCUUCCAUCACUCACUCCACCGCCUGCUCUGUUGCCUGGACCGGCGUUCAAUGCACCAACAACCGUGUCACCGCCGUAUUCCUCCCUUCCCUCGACCUCCGUGGCCCUCUUGAUUCUCUCUCUUCUCUCGACCAACUCCGCAUUCUCGAUCUCCGCCAUAACCGCCUUAACGGCUCUCUUUUACCCCUCGCCAAUUGCACCAACCUCAAACUCCUGUAUCUCCCCGGCAACGAUUUAUCAGGUUCUAUACCGACGGAAUUAUCGUCUCUCACUCGUCUUCUACGGGUAGACCUCUCCGAUAACAAUCUCAGAGGUCCGAUUCCCGAUGGAAUCUCGAAUUUAACUCGUCUUCUGACACUCCGCCUCGAGAACAAUGAGAUUUCCGGUGAAAUCCCUCAGUCUCUCUCUUCGCUUUCGCAAAUCAAACAAUUAAAUCUGUCGAACAAUGAGUUGUACGGUCAUUUGCCGGAAAAUAUUGCUCAAAAGUUUGGCGACGAGAGCUUUUCCGGCAACAAAGGACUUUGUGGAUCAAGUCCGUUGCCUGCUUGUUCGGCAGCUACGCCUCCACCGACGGUAGAAUCAAACCCUAGCUCGUUACCUACUACAACAAUUAUCGACGAGACGAAGAAACCAACACAUAAAGGACUACAUCCAGGAGUCAUCGUAGCCAUCGUGAUCGCGAAUUCAGUAAUGUUACUAGUGAUCGCUUCUUUUCUAAUAGCGUAUUACUGUGGAAAGAGAUCUACGAGCUCAAACUCAAAAUUGGGUUCUGAGAUUGGCAAAAGCAGGAGCAGCUACGGCAGCGAAAGCAGAGUGUAUGCCAACAACGGCGGUGGUGGAGGAGACAGUGAUGGAAACAACAAACUGGUGUUUUUCGAUAAGAAGAAGAAGUUCGAAUUGGAGGAUUUAUUGCGAGCGUCGGCAGAAAUGCUUGGGAAAGGAGGUUUGGGGACGGUAUAUAGGGCGGUGCUGGACGACGGUUGCACGGUGGUGGCGGUGAAACGGCUGAAGGAUGCAAAUCCUUGUGGUAGGAAGGAAUUUGAGCAGUAUAUGGAUGUGAUUGGGAAGCUUAAACACCCAAAUGUAGUGAAAUUGAGAGCUUAUUAUUAUGCCAAAGAAGAAAAGCUUCUUGUCUACGAUUAUCUCCCUAAUGGAAGCCUGCAUUUACUCCUCCAUGGAAAUAGGGGUCCGGGAAGAAUUCCGUUAGACUGGACGACUAGAAUCAGCCUGGUGCUAGGGGCGGCAAGAGGGCUAGCCCGGAUCCACGAACAAUACAAGGCUUCAAGAAUUCCGCACGGAAACGUGAAAUCAUCGAACGUGUUACUCGACAAGAACGGAGUCGCUUGCAUUUCUGAUUUCGGGUUAUCAUUGCUUUUGAAUCCGGCUCACGCCACUGCUAGAUUAGGAGGGUACAAGGCACCCGAGCAAUUCGAAACCAAAAGACUCUCUCAAAAAGCAGAUGUUUACAGUUUCGGGAUUUUGUUACUGGAAAUGCUGACGGGUAGAGCUCCGUCGCAAUACCCGUCACCUUCUCGUGUGGGUGUCGAGGAAGAGGAACAAGCGGUGGAUUUACCUAAAUGGGUUCGGUCGGUGGUGAGAGACGAAUGGACAGCCGAAGUGUUUGAUCAAGAGCUACUAAGGUACAAGAACAUCGAAGAGGAGCUCGUUUCGAUGCUCCACGUUGCAAUGACCUGUGUGGCAGCACAUCCCGAUAAGCGGCCAACGAUGGCGGAAGUAGUGAAGAUGAUCGAAGAGAUGAGGGUGGAGCAGUCACCGUUAGGGGAGGAUUACGACGAGUCGCGUAAUUCGUUGUCGCCUUCGGUCGCGACAACGGAAGAUUGAACGAUAGUAGGAUGGUUCUUCCAUCUAGUUUAUCAAGUGUUUGAUUAUGCCUUUUUUUCCCAUUUUGUGGUUGGUUUGCGGCAUUUGUUAUGUAUUUGUGAUUAUUAGUAUUCGUAAUGUAAUUCUGAAUUAAUUGGAGGCUAAUGUUUCGUGUA